Messenger RNA from Jatropha curcas, 2339 nucleotides. The record is from RefSeq and is a predicted model, not a curated record. NCBI's taxonomy places the organism in Eukaryota, Viridiplantae, Streptophyta, Magnoliopsida, Malpighiales, Euphorbiaceae.
UAUACCUACAUUAAUUCCUUUUGGCAAACAGCAAAUAAGCUAAGAUUCGUUUCCUUAAUGACAAAAUUAGAGAAUAAAAUAUACAAUCAAAAACUAAAGAUUUGGGGAGGAUUCUUCUCCUCUCCUCACCUCUUCCUAUUAUAAAUAAAUAGAGGAUCUUGAAUCACAGAGAGCUGCUACUGCAAUUGCAAAUAGGCAAGAACAGAGAAAAUUUUCAAAAAAAAAAAAUCAUAUUUUUCUAUAGAAUGGCUUUUGCAGACAAAGUUUUAAUUAUCUCAUCUUUGUCCUUCUCUCUGUGUUUCUUAGAGUUGUCUGCUUCAUUCUCUUCACUACGGUAUCAGAAUUCAUAUUCUCAUACCGAUCAAGAAAUACCAGAGGCAGUGCGACUCCAAAUUCAAGAAAAUUAUGUGGUGCUCGAUAAUGGCUUUGUCCAGGUAACGAUAUCAUUGCCGGAAGGAUUCAUCACCGGAAUACAGUACAAUGGCAUCAACAAUUUGCUUGAAGUUCUUAAUGAAGAAAGUGACAGAGGGUACUGGGAUCUCGUAUGGAGUGAUGAAUCAACUACUCGAAAAAAGGGUAACUUUGACAGGAUGGAAGGAACAAAUUUCAAAAUAGUAGUACAGAAUGAGGAUCAGAUAGAACUUUCGUUCACAAGAACAUGGAAUUCCUCUCUUCACGGAAAGCUUGUUCCAUUGAACAUCGAUAAAAGAUAUGUAAUUCUUGGUGGUUCGUCGGGUUUCUACACUUACGCAAUUUAUGAGCACUCGGAGGAAUGGCCUGCUUUCAAUCUUGACAAUACAAGGAUUGCUUUCAAGCCUAGAAAAGACAAGUUUAACUACAUGGCCGUAGCGGACAAUAGACAGAGAUAUAUGCCAUCACCUGAUGAUAGAUUGGUGGGAAGAGGCCAAGCUCUAGCCUAUCCAGAGGCAGUGAUGCUUGUGAAUCCAAUUGAACCAGAAUUUAAGGGAGAGGUAGAUGACAAAUAUGAAUACUCAUGUGAAAGCCGGGACAUCAGAGUUCACGGUUGGAUUUCCACAGACUCGGCCGUUGGCUUUUGGCUAAUCACUCCUAGUAUCGAAUUCAAGUCCGGUGGACCCCUUAAGCAGUAUAAUACAGCCCAUGUGGGCCCAACAAUCCUUUCGGUAUUUCACAGUACUCAUUAUGCGGGAUUAGACAUGACAACAACUUUUGGGCCGCAUGAGCCCUGGAAGAAAGUAUUCGGCCCUGUUUUCGCCUAUUUCAAUUCGGUGCAGGACAAAAGCGAUUCGCUUCCACUUUGGGAGGAUGCUAAAAAACAGAUGAUAAAUGAAGUUCAAAAGUGGCCUUAUGACUUUCCUGGUUCUGAAGAUUUUCCACCGUCGGAUCAACGGGGUCAAGUCCAUGGCAGAUUACUAGUCUUAGAUAGGGAUGUGAGGAAAGGAAACAUACCUGCAAAUGGAGCUUUUGUUGGGCUGGCAUCCCCAGGAGAUACUGGUUCCUGGCAAAUACAAUCCAAGGGUUACCAAUUCUGGAGUAAAACAGAUAAAGAUGGACAAUUUACAAUCAAUAAUAUAAGGACCGGUGAUUACAAUAUCUAUGCAUGGGUUCCUGGAUUUAUUGGAGAUUAUAAGUAUGACAAAGUCAUUACGAUAAGCACAGCAGGAAGUAAUAUUGAUGUUGAUGAUCUUUUAUACGAGCCUCCAAGGAAUGGCUCUACAAUAUGGGAAAUAGGAAUUCCUGAUCGGUCUGCCAAUGAAUUCUAUAUUCCAGAUUCCAAUCCUAAAUAUGUCAACAAGCUUUACCUCAAUCAUGAUAGGUUUCGACAAUAUGGAUUAUGGGAAAGAUACACAGAGUUGUAUCCUGAUAACGAUUUGGUGUUCAAUAUUGGCGCUAGUAAUUAUUCAACAGAUUGGUUUUUUGCACAAGUAACAAGAAAGAAGGAGAAUAACACAUAUGAAGGAACUACAUGGCAAAUAAAGUUCAAGCAAGAAACAGUUGAUCGAACAGCGACAUAUAAACUACGUUUGGCACUUGCAACAGCACAUAAUGUUGAUUUACAGGUUCGGAUUAAUGAUGUAAAUGCAAGUUCUCCUUUAUUUUCAACUGGAAAUAUUGGGAAGGACAAUACAAUAGCGAGACAUGGAAUUCAUGGGCUGUACAGGCUAUUCAAUGUAGAUGUACCAGGAGCUCACCUUGUUGAAGGGAUUAACACAAUCUUUUUGACACAAACAGCCGAUCAAAGCCCUUUCCAAGGGAUUAUGUACGAUUACAUUCGCUUUGAAGGCCCUCCAUCUUCCAACACCAUCAAAUAGAUUUCAUUUAAUUUUCUUUUUCAAAGGAAAUUUAGUGAAAAUUUUACA